Neopelma chrysocephalum (saffron-crested tyrant-manakin) is the source of this 2681-nucleotide messenger RNA. It is a transcript of the gene TBX18, whose product is annotated as T-box 18. Gene Ontology annotation, biological process: cell fate specification; morphogenesis of embryonic epithelium; regulation of transcription by RNA polymerase II. The transcript has 8 exons. The record is from RefSeq and is a predicted model, not a curated record. Gene Ontology annotation, cellular component: nucleus. The coding region runs from base 1 to 1770 and encodes 589 amino acids. NCBI's taxonomy places the organism in Eukaryota, Metazoa, Chordata, Aves, Passeriformes, Pipridae. Gene Ontology annotation, molecular function: RNA polymerase II cis-regulatory region sequence-specific DNA binding; DNA-binding transcription factor activity, RNA polymerase II-specific.
AUGGCCGACAAGCGGCGGUCCUCGCCAGGCACCACCAUGAGCCUCAAGGCUCACGCCUUCUCCGUGGAGGCUCUCAUCGGGGCCGAGAAGCAGCAGCAGCCGCAGCCGCGGCAGCCCAAGCGGCGGAAGCUGGGCGGCGAAGACGAGGCGGCGGAGGACGAAGGGGGCAGCGGCUGCUGCGCCAAGAGCUCCCCCGCCGCUGCCGCUGGCAGGACCUGCGGCGACAUGGACCUGGGCUGCGGUGCCCGCGCCCCCGCCGACGGCUGCGAGGAGGGUUUCCUGGCGGCCUCCCCGCCCGCCUCCCCCGGCGGCUCCCCCAAAGGCUCGAGGCCCGGGUCGCCGCUGCCCACGCCGCAGGCGCCGCGGGUGGACCUGCAGGGCGCCGAGCUCUGGAAGCGCUUCCACGAGAUCGGCACCGAGAUGAUCAUCACCAAGGCGGGAAGGCGGAUGUUUCCCGCAAUGAGAGUGAAGAUCUCAGGUUUAGACCCACAUCAGCAGUAUUAUAUUGCUAUGGAUAUUGUGCCGGUGGAUAACAAAAGAUACAGGUAUGUUUAUCAUAGCUCCAAGUGGAUGGUCGCUGGUAAUGCUGACUCCCCAGUACCGCCUCGCGUUUAUAUUCAUCCUGAUUCACCCGCUUCUGGGGAGACAUGGAUGAGACAAGUGAUCAGCUUUGACAAACUGAAGCUUACCAAUAACGAGCUGGAUGAUCAAGGGCAUAUUAUCCUUCACUCUAUGCAUAAAUAUCAGCCUCGUGUCCACGUCAUCCGAAAAGACUGUGGUGAUGAUCUGUCCCCUGUCAAGCCUAUCCCUUCAGGAGAAGGGGUGAAAGCCUUCUCCUUUCCAGAGACAGUUUUCACUACUGUCACAGCAUACCAAAAUCAACAGAUAACUCGUCUGAAGAUUGAUAGGAAUCCAUUCGCCAAAGGGUUUAGAGAUUCGGGUCGUAACAGAAUGGGACUGGAAGCUCUGGUAGAGUCCUAUGCCUUCUGGAGACCUUCACUGAGGACGCUUACAUUUGAAGAUAUACCUGGGAUACCCAAACAAGGAAAUGCAGGUUCCUCUACUUUACUCCAGGGAUCUGGCAGUGGAGUGCCAUCUACCCACCCUCACCUUUUACCGGGUUCCCCUUGCUCAUCUCCAGCCUUCCACCUCAAUCCCAACACUAGCCAGCUGUGUACCCUUGCUCCAGCUGACUACUCAGCUUGUACCCGCUCAGGCUUGACCCUGAACAGAUACAGCACUUCCUUGGCUGAAACCUACAACAGGCUCACAAACCAAACCAGUGAGACGUUUGCACCCCCGAGGACUCCCUCCUAUGUCGGUGUGUCAAGUAGCACAACUGUGAAUAUGUCUAUGAGUGGCAAUGAUGGGGAUGCAUUCAGCUGCCCACAGACUGGCUUAUCUAUGCAGAUUUCAGGGAUGUCUCCACAACUCCAGUACAUCAUGCCAUCCCCAUCCAGCAAUGCCUUUACCACUAAUCAAACCCACCAAGGCUCCUACAACACAUUUAGACUGCACAGUCCCUGUGCACUCUAUGGAUAUAACUUUUCCACAUCUCCUAAACUGGCUGCCAGUCCUGAGAAAAUCGUUUCUUCCCAAGGAAGUUUCUUGGGGUCCUCGCCAAGUGGAACCAUGACGGAUCGGCAGAUGUUGCCCCCCGUGGAAGGAGUGCACUUACUUAGCAGUGGGGGGCAGCAAAAUUUCUUUGACUCUAGGACCCUAGGAAGCUUGACACUCUCCUCUUCUCAAGUGUCUGCACAUAUGGUUUGAUGAAGCCUUUAAGUAAAAGUACAGUAUGUUUGGUGUCUACAAUGUAUUUCUUUUGUAAUAUGAAGGGACACUCGAUGUAGCUUGUAAAGUGUGUGUAUAUAUAUAUAAUAUGAGAGGAAGUUUUACUGAAAUUUUGACUUGCUUGUGGCCAGAUUAUUUUCCUAUUUUGAGUUACACAGAAUUUGCUGUGUUGCAGACUGCUUUAGUUUUCUGGUAUAAUACACUUAGUUGUAUAACACAUUGGGACAUAUGCAACAAAUUAAGCAAGACUUCCUCCCCUUUUCCCCUCCUCUGUUCCAGCGCCUUUAAAGAACCAAAUGACACUUGGAGUAUUAAACAACACAAACAAGCCCACUUGCCCAUUUCCUAUAGCACUAGUGAGUUUCUUUAAAACAUUCAUACAAUGAUAAGCUGAUGCACCAAAGGCAUUUUACAAGUUUCUUCUCUGUUAUAAGGGAUACAAAGGAUAUUUGGACUUGUAAGUGUUAAGCAUGAAGCAUCUAGCCUAAAAUAGAAGUUUAGCUAAUGAAUUAUUUACAAAGUAAAUUGAAAGAUUAGUUUGCCUUCUCAUGAUACAUUGUUUUUAGCUUAUCAACAGCACAGCAUUCUCACUAGGAUUUUUUUUUCAGCAUUAGUCUAGAUUUGUGGUUAGAUGUUUGAAGACUAAUAAUGCGUAUUCAAAUUGUGGUGAUAGAAAUAAUUUAAACCAACAGCACUAGAAGCAGCAUUCCUUAGUACGGAAUGAAGUUCAGGGUGCUUAGUUUUUGUCAAAGGAAGGGCUUGAUGCAUUUUUUCCUCCAUAAAUAUUGCCUAUUUACUGGACAGUAGGAUAUUCUAAAGUAUCUUUGUUUCUGUAUUUUUACUUUUUUUAAGGGAAAAUGCAGGUUUGAUUUAGAAAAAAAAAGUGAGCA